Molecule: messenger RNA, 5248 nt
Organism: Oncorhynchus masou masou (cherry salmon)
Lineage: Eukaryota; Metazoa; Chordata; Actinopteri; Salmoniformes; Salmonidae
Product: transmembrane protein 41B-like
Exons: 7
Coding region: 158-1015 (285 amino acids)
Cellular component (GO): endoplasmic reticulum membrane
Source: RefSeq, a predicted model, not a curated record
ACUCAGAAAAGGUGAAAGGUUGUGGGAAUGUGUCAAUUUGCUGGUCGCCGGUUGGCAAAGUGGUCUCUCGUCUCUUACUUUCAACUUUGACAGAAGCUCGGUGUAUUACACCCGAGGUCGGUGUAGCUAGAUCGAUAUCUUAAUUUAAUAAGCGGACAUGGCCAAGAAACGAAGAGAAAGACGAGAGGCCGAUAGUGUUUCGUCAGUAACGUUACACGAGGAACCGAAGACAAAAUUUAACGAGGCACAAACCCUCAAAGAGACUCAAUACACUGGAGGGGGCUCAGCUCGCAUGUCUCUCCUCAUCCUGCUGUCUGUCUUCACCUGCGCUGCUUCUGUCAUGUACCUAGUGUACAGGAAUUUCCCAGAGCUCAACGAUGAUGAGAUGGCUACAAUUAAAAUCCCCAAAGAUAUGGAUGAUGCCAAAGCCUUGGGCACUGUACUUUCCAAAUAUAAGGACACCUACUACACCCAAGUGUUAGUAGCCUACUUUACCACUUAUAUCUUCCUCCAGACAUUUGCGAUCCCUGGAUCCAUCUUCCUCAGUAUCCUGUCUGGUUAUCUCUACCCCUUCCCCCUGGCUCUUUUCCUCGUCUGCCUGUGCUCUGGCCUGGGUGCUUCCUUCUGCUACAUGCUGUCUUAUCUAGUGGGGCGACCAGUGGUCUACAGAUACCUGACAGAGAGAGUCCAGAAAUGGUCCCAGCAGGUUGACAAGCACAGAGAUCAUCUUAUCAAUUACAUCAUAUUUCUGAGGAUCACUCCCUUUCUCCCCAACUGGUUCAUCAACAUCACCUCACCCAUCAUCAAUGUGCCUUUGGGGUUCUUCUUCCUUGGUACUUUCUUUGGAGUGGCCCCACCGUCCUUCGUGGCGAUCAACGCUGGUACAACACUGUACAAACUGACGACAGCUGGGGAGGCAGUGUCCUGGAACUCUCUGAUUGUGCUAGGUGUCCUGGCCAUACUCUCCAUCCUGCCUGUCUGCUUCCAGAAGAAACUGCAGCAGAAGAUGGAGUAGGCCCGAGACAACUCAUCUGCCUGCCUGAUCCCCCAGCCCAUACCUUGGCUCAGGAAUGGUACACCCCGCUGUCACUCACAUAGUCCUGCCUGUUGCUGUCCCACACACCUGCUGAGGUUGCAGUGGAAACAUUGCUGUUGGCCCAACCCUGACUCCUGUGUCCAAAACAUGUGGUGGUGGCCACCUCAACUUUGUGCUCUACAAAGGACUAACUGGCCUCUGCUCAUCCUCGGGUUUGUUCUCCCAUUUUUGUUAAAUGUUGCUUGCCUGUACACCGAUUUAAGGAAGGAUACAGAAAACAUCAGGCAUCUGUCUUUAAUAUUGUUUUAAUCACAAUUGUUCUCACAAGUUCAAGCUACACUUCCCCCCUUUGUAUUUCUUGAACCAUGUUUUGAAUUGAUUUAAUCUCUUAACCUGUGUGAUAUGGGUGACGUCAAAGCAAUACUGAUCAGAGUCGCAGUUUAGUGUUUUUGAUUUUCACAAUUUUAGAACUAUUGUUAUGACUUUUAUACACUGGUUAGAAUGUGAGCAUAUUGAAUCAUUUAGAAUGUUCUAUCAUUUGAAGAUAUUGUUAACACACCACCCUAAAAUGAUCUGUGUGCCAACAAUGUUGACAUGAAAAAUAUGCAUAUGAACACAUAGUAAGAUAAAUAUAAAACUCUUGAUGCUUUUGUUGAGCCUAUCAGUAAACAUAUGAAACGGCAUAUCAAGUAUUGAAAACUAGUGUUUUGUAUAAUAUUAUUUUAUAUUUGUUCUACUAAUGGUGCUGAGACUCCCUCUCUGCCUGUGUGCUCUCCCUUGUGUGUCACCAGUCCAAAUGUUCUGCCAGUUGAGAAAUGCAGUAGUGGAUGACCAGCAGUGUCCUUUGCAAAGCUGCAAAUUUGAUAUUUGGUUGUUCAUGCUUUUCCCAGGUGUUAGUGAUUUCACACUGCUACUUCAUGUACAGUGCCUUCAGAAAGUAGUCACAACCCUUGACUUUUUCAUAAUUUUGUUGUGUUACAAAGUGGGAUUAAAAUGGAUUUAAUUGUAAUAUUUUUGUCAAUGAUCUACACAAGGCCUCCCGGGUGGCGCAGUGGUUAAGGGCGCUGUACUGCAGCUGUACUGCAGCGCUAGCUGUGCCAUCAGAGACUCUGGGUUCGCACAAAGGCUCUGUCGUAACCGGCCUCGACCGGGAGGUCCGUGGGGCGACGUCCGGAGGGCUUGGUCGGUAGGGAUGUCCUUGUCUCAUCGUGCACCAGCGACUCCUGUGGCGGGACGGGCGCUGUGUGUGCUAACCAAGGUUACCAGGUACACAGUGUUUCCUCCGGCACAUUGGUGUCGGCUGGCUUCUGGGUUGGAUGUGCGCUGUGUUAAGAAGCAGUGCGGCUGGUUGGGUUGUGUAUCGGAGGACAUAUGACUUUCAACCUUCGUCUCUCCCGAGCCCGUACGGGAGUUGUAGCAUACAACAAUUGGAUACCACGAAAUUGGGGAGAAAAAGGGGUAAAAAUUCAACAACAAAAAAAGAUCUACACAAAAUACUCUGUCAAAGUGGAAGCAAAAUUCAAACAUUUGUAAAAAAUAAAACACUAAUAUACGCUACAUGACCAAAAGUAUGUGGACAUAUGCUCUUCGAAGAUCUCAUUCCAAAAUCAUGGGCGUUAAUAUAGAGUUGGUCCCCCCUUUUCUGCAGUCGGUGUUCCAAUUAAUCCCAAAGGUGGUUAAUGGGGUUGAGGUCAGGGCUCUGUGCAGGCCAGUCAAGUUCUUCAACACCGAUCAAGACAAAUCAUUUCUGUAUGGACCUCGCUUUGUGCACAGGGGCAUUGUCAUGCUGAAACAAGAAAGGACUUUCCCAACACUGUUGCCACAAAGUUGGAAGCAUAGGAUCGUCUAGAAUGUUGUAGUGUUAAGAUUUCCCUUCACUGGAACUAAGGGACCUAGCCCAAACCAUGGAAAACAGACCCAGACCAUUAUUCCUCCUCCACCAAACGCACAGUUGCAUUGGGGCAGGUAACAUUCUCCUGGCAUCCGCCAAACCCAUCUGUCGGACUGUCAGAUAUUGAUGCGUGAUUGAUCACUUCAGAGUAUGCGUUUCCAGUGCUCCAGACUCCAAGCGGCGAGCUUUAAGUGAAAACUGUAACUAGGCCACUCAGAAACAUUAAAUGUUGUCUUGGUUAGCAACUCCAGUGUAUAUUUGGCCUUGUGUUUUAGGUUAUUGUCCUGCUGAAAGGUGAAUUUGUCUCACAGUGUCUGUUGGAAAACAGACUGAACAAGGUUUUCCUAUAGGAUUUUACCUAUGCUUUGCUCUAUUCUGUUUCUUUUGAUCAUAAACUCCCUAGUCCUUGCAAAUGACAAUCAUACACAUAACAUGAUGCAGCCACCACCAUGCUUGAAAAUAUGAAGUGGCACUCAGCGAUGAUGUUUGGAUUUGUCCCAAACAUAAUGCUUUUUUAUCCAGAACAUAACGUUAAUUUCUUUUCCAGAUUUUUUUGUAGUUUUACAUUCGUGCCUUAUUGCAAACAGGAUACAUGUUUUAGAAUAUUUUAUUCUGUAUAGGUUUCCCUCUUUUCACUCUGUCAAUUAGGUUAGUAUUGUGGAGUAACUACAAUGUUGUUGAUCCAUCUCAGUUUUCUCUUAUCAUAGCCAUUAAACUCAUUGUGAAAUCCCUGAGCGUUUUCCUUCCUUCCUUUACACCAUCCAAAGUGUAAGAUCUUCACCAUGCUCAAAGGGAUAUUCAACGUCUUUUAAUAUAUUUAUUUUUUAACACAUAUACCUACCAAUAGAUGCCCUUUGUGAGGCAUUGCAAAACCUCCCUGGGCUUUGUGGUUGAAUCUGUGUUUGAAAUUCACUCAAUUCAGGGACCUUAAUUAUAUGUACGUGUGGGGUACAGAGUUGAGGUAGCUAUAAAAAAAACAUGUUAAACACUAUUAUUGCACACAGAGUGAGCCCACGCAACUUAUUGUGACUUGUUGAGCACAUUUUUACUCCUGAACUUAUUUAGGCUUGCCAUAACAAAGGUGGUGAAUACUUAUUGACUCAAGACUAUUCAGCUUUUCAUUUUUUAUUAGUUUGUAAACAUUUCUAAAAACAUAAUUCCACUUUGACAUGAUGGGGUAUUUUAUGAAGGGCAGUGACAAAAAAUCUAAAUUAAAUACAUUUUAAAUUCAGGCUGCAACACAAGAAAAUGUGAAAAAGAGUCAAGGGAUGUGAAUGCUUUCUUAAGGGACUGUAUAUAUUUCUUAGAAUCCAACCUGUAUGUAUCUGUUGGUGUGAUGCCUAAUUUGUACUAUAGUUUGGUUGCUUUGAUGUGAUUGGAGUGAUUUUUAUUUAGCCUUACCUGAUGUCAUUAUAUGAAUUCUCUGCAGCUGUGAAACCUUCUGGUUGUAUCUAGAGGUUGAUGCAGUGAAUGUGCGCUUGGGCAGUCUUACUGUUGAUGUUUCUUCAAAGUCCAUGUCUCAAGCACUGUCCACUCUCUGCAUCUGAGAUCACUCAUUAUUCAUGAAAAUUGAUUUUAAAAAGUGAGGAAUCAUUUUUUAUAUUUGGAUUAUUAACGAUCUUACUUGGAUCAGCGUUUUAAUCCACUAUAGAAACCCUUUCAGAACAUGAGAAAAUACAUCUCAUUUGUUAGUAUUUAAUUACCUGAAUUAAUUUGUGUGGCCACUUAGCAUAUCUAAGGCUGUGUUUACACAGGCAGCCUAAUUCAUUUUUUUUCUCCCACUCAUUGGUCUUUUGACCAGUCACAUCAGAGCUUUUCUCAGAUCUGAUUGGUCAAAAGACUAAUUAGUUAAAAAAUAGAUCAGAAUUAGGCUGCCUGUAUAAAAGCAGGCUAAGUGCUUCAUAAUGGCCACUUUGGCUGUGUUGACACAGGCAGCCAAAUUCUGAUAUAUUUUUUUUCUCCACUAAUUGGUGUUUUGACCGAUCAGCUCUUUUGCCAAUAAUUGGUCAAAAGAUCAUAACUGUUCUGCCUGUGUAAAAACAGCCCUACUGUAUCCCAAUCCCGCUGUUACCCAUCAAUUUCAUGACCUGUUUCAUGUGAUUUAGUUGUGUUAUUGUUCUUGAUGUUUGACAUUUGGGCUUCACCUUGUUGUAGUUCAUAGAGGUUGCAUCAUUACCUCAUCUUGAUUGCACUGCAGUAGUUUUCAGAGGGAUCAAGCCCGAUGGGAGAUCCUGUAGCUGUUCAGUCAAUACAAAGUGUGUGCUCUUAUGAAAGCUGUUUUUGGGUUUAAUAAAUAAGAAUAUUUUGUUCCUUUGCCCUUA